This is a messenger RNA of Erinaceus europaeus (western European hedgehog), 1214 nucleotides long. Its product is annotated as sodium/glucose cotransporter 1-like. Gene Ontology annotation, biological process: sodium ion transport; transmembrane transport. The transcript has 11 exons. The annotation marks the transcript as partial. The record is from RefSeq and is a predicted model, not a curated record. Gene Ontology annotation, molecular function: D-glucose:sodium symporter activity. NCBI's taxonomy places the organism in Eukaryota, Metazoa, Chordata, Mammalia, Eulipotyphla, Erinaceidae. Gene Ontology annotation, cellular component: plasma membrane.
AAUGUCAAGCCAUCGUGGAACAGUAGAAGGUUUCUUUCUUGCUGGCCAAAAUCUAGUAUGGUGCAAGAUAGGUGCUUCUCUUUUUGCCUCCAGUAUUGGCAUUGUCCGCUUUCUAACCCUGGCUGGUUCAGGAGCAUCGGCAGGAGUUGUUAUAGGUGCCAUUGAAUGGAAUGCUGUAUUUUUUCUCUGUGCUCUUGGUUGGAUAUUUUCUCCUAUUUACAUUAAGGCUGAGGUGGUCACAAUGCCAGAAUUUUUGAGGAAGAGAUUUUGUAGCCGCCGGAUCCAAUUCCUCCUCUCUUUUCUGUAUUUAUUCUUCUAUAUCUUCCACAUGCUCUUGGUGGAGAUCUGCAUUGGUUCCAUGUAUUUGAGGCUCAUUUGGGGGCUGGAUACUUACCUAAUCACCAUAUUUCUGCUGUUAAUUGCUGGAGCUUGUACUAUUACAGGUGGCUUAGUAACUGUGGCUUAUACUGAUACCCUGCAUGCUACCAUGAUAUCUACAGGAUCAGUUUUAGUAAUGACCUUUGCCCUUAGGAAAGUGGGAGGAUUCAGGAACAUAGUGGAUAACUAUUUCACUGCUAAGCCAAACAUAACCAGUGAAGGAAACUGGACUGCCAAGCCAGAAUGCUACACCCCUCGCCAGGAUUCCCUUCAUAUCUUCCGAGACGUGAAAACUGGAGAUAUUCCCUGGCCUGGACUCAUCUUUGGUGUCCCCAUCAUCUCUUUAUUCCACUGGUGCAACAACCAGAUUUUUGUCCAACGGGCCCUGGCAGGAAAGGACAUGAAUCAUGUGAAAGGUGGCUGCGUCUUCUGUGGCUUCCUGAAGCUGCUGACUAUGUUCAGCAUUGUGAUACCAGGAAUGAUCAGUCGCAUAUUGUUCCCAGAUCAAAUAGCAUGUGUUGUACCUUCAGAAUGUGAGAAACACUGUGGAAACAAAUCUAAUUGCAGUUUUCUUGCCUAUCCAUUGCUAAUAUUAGAGCUGCUGCCUCUAGGUUUACGAGGCUUUAUAAUGUCUACACUAUGGGCUGCACUCAUAUCAUCCCUGACUUCUGCUUUCAACUGUUCCAGCACCAUAUUCACAAUGGACAUCUAUACCCAGAUGCGUCCUAUGGCCACUGAAAAGGAACUCAUGGUAACAGGAAGCAUGUAUGCUUAUUUUCCAGUCUUUCACUUUGAGACUCCUUUUUGUCCUGCCUAUUUAUAUGAGACUCUGACAG